UUUGAGUGGGUACAGGUUAGUUUGCUCACCAGCAUGAUUUUCGAUGCUUUUGUGAACAACUUUGAAAAUGUCUCAGUAUUUGAUGGGGUGUAUACUUGCUGGUUCAGCAUGUUCAUUAUAUGUGAUAUUGUAUCAGCGACCAUGCAAGUCUAUUUUGCCUGA
Laetiporus sulphureus 93-53 is the source of this 162-nucleotide messenger RNA. RefSeq lists its product as uncharacterized. The record is from RefSeq and is a predicted model, not a curated record. NCBI's taxonomy places the organism in Eukaryota, Fungi, Basidiomycota, Agaricomycetes, Polyporales, Laetiporaceae. The annotation marks the transcript as partial. The transcript has a single exon.